Phyllostomus hastatus (greater spear-nosed bat) is the source of this 1053-nucleotide messenger RNA. RefSeq names its product melanoma-associated antigen 10-like. NCBI's taxonomy places the organism in Eukaryota, Metazoa, Chordata, Mammalia, Chiroptera, Phyllostomidae. Gene Ontology annotation, biological process: negative regulation of transcription by RNA polymerase II. The record is from RefSeq and is a predicted model, not a curated record. Gene Ontology annotation, cellular component: nucleus.
AUGGACAGGGAGGACAGAAUGAACCUGGACCUCAAAGUAGUCAGCCUGGGAGGCCCCAGUGCAAGACGACCACAGGGGUGUUUCUUCACUUCUUCAUCCUGGUGUAAGAGAGUCUGGGACAUGGGGCUCCAGAAACUGCGAAGUAAAGGCCUUGGUCUGAAGCACAUGACUGCAGGUCACAGAGCAGAGGAGGCCCAGGCAGUGCCAGCAAUCAAGUCCACUCCCUCUUCCUCAUCCUCUUCCCCCUUGUCUCCUCUGCCUCCUCCUCUUGAAGAGGAGGAACCAAGGACUUUGCAACCUUGGCUAGACAUUGGGCUCUUGCUUAGAGAUGCCAUAGAGAAUAAGGUGGCUGCUCUGGUGGAGUUCCUGCUCCUCAAGUAUAGAACAAAGGACCCAAACAGAAAAGCAGAAAUGUUAAGUAGUGUCAUCAAAGAGUACAAGGACUACUUCCCUGUGAUCUUUAACCAAGCAUCUGAGUUCAUGCAGCUGGUCUUUGGCAUUGAUGUGAAGGAAAUGGAUCCUACCAGCCACUCCUAUGUUCUGGUCAACACCUCAGGCUUCAUCUACAAUGGGAUGUUGAAUGAUGAGCAGAGUAUGCCCAAGACUGGCCUCUUGAUAAAUAUUCUGGAUGUGAUAUUCAUUGAUGGCAACUGUGCCCCCGAGGAGGAUCUCUGGGAAGUGCUGAGCAUUAUGGGAGUGUAUAAUGGGAAGGGGCACUUCAUAUAUGGAGAGCCUAGGAAGCUCAUCAUGAAAGAUUGGGUGCAGGAACAGUACCUGGUGUACUGGAAGGUGCUCAACAGUAAUCCUGCAUGCUAUGAAUUCCUGUGAGGUCCCAGAGCCUAUGCUGAAACCAGCAAGAUGAAAGACCUGGAUAUUUUGGCCAAGGUUAAUGAUACCAUACCCAUGACCCUUCCUAUCUUGUAUAAGGAGGCUUUGAGAGAUGAGGAAGAGAGAUCUCAAGCCAGACUUUUUGUCAGUGACAAUGGGGCAGCCAGGACCAGGGUCUGGGCCUAUUCUAGAGCCACAUUUGGCAGUUUCUGUUGCCCUAAGUGA